AUGAAGCCGAAUCAAUACCAACAACACCAGCAAGCGCCCCCCCUACGCAGCCGCGAACUCUUCAAAUUGCACUGGCUUUUGUGGCAAUGGUUAGGCGUCAAUAGCACUGGAAUCACAAGGCAACAGCUCUAUUACAUUUAUAGUUCACUACUGAAUAUCAGCAUAACAUUUUGGUUCCCCAUAUCCAUUUGGCUUGGUUUACUCGAACAGCCGUCGGUUAAUGAUUUUAUACGCAUUAUCGCCAUCGGUGCAGGCUGUAGCAAUUGCGCGUUGAAAUUUCUUGUGUAUGCCAUGAAACAGCAGAAAAUUCGUGAAAUUGAGAGACUUUUAGAGGAACUCGACGCCAAGGCAUUAAAAUCUUGCGAUCAGCUGUACUUAAGCAAGAUUUUUCAGCGCGCCAAUACUGUACUAACUGCUUUCAAGUUUAUCUGCACUGCACUUUGGGCUUUUUGCGGUCUCUCUAUUUUGCUGACAGUUUUCGUGGCGCAGGAACGUUUCCUUUUCCAACUCGCUUGGUUUCCCUUUGAUUGGCGCCAUUCGGCGUUACUCUACGCGUUGGCGAAUUUCUACCAGUUUAUGGGUGUAUGGAUUUUGGUGCUUCAGAAUUUCACAGAUGACACCUAUGCAGCGAUGGUGUUGUGCUUGUUGGGCGGCCAUGUAAAAUUGCUGGGUAUGCGCACCGUCCGAAUUGGUUAUGAUCGAAGCGAUGCACUCAUAAACGACUUGAUGCUGAGGCAAUGUAUUGCCGAUCACAAUACAAUAUACAGCUUGAUUGAGAAAAUCCAAGAUACCAUAUCACUACCUGCAUUCUUCCAGUUUGCCGUUACACUUUUCAAUGUUUGCAUGGUUUUGGCUGCGUUGCUCUUCUAUGUUGACUCCGCCGUUGGACGGCUCUUCUAUGCUACGUAUCUGUUCGCUCAGCAGCUGCAGAUUUUUCCAGUUUGUUAUUACGGCAGCAUUGUGGAAGCGUAUUUGAGUGAAUUGCAUUGCGAUAUUUACUCUUGUAGUUGGCCAGAUCAGAGUCGUGUCUUUAAGCAGCACGUGAUUUUGUUUGUGGAGCGUUCUUUGAAGAAGACAACAGUUUUGGCUUUCGGUAUGAUUCCCAUACACUUGGACACGUUCUUUCGCACGCUGAAGGCGACAUAUUCGCUGUUUGCGGUUAUCAUAAAAAUAAAUGAGGCCUGA
This is a messenger RNA of Anastrepha obliqua, 1185 nucleotides long. RefSeq names its product odorant receptor 59a-like. Bases 1 to 1185 code for a protein of 394 amino acids. The transcript is spliced from 2 exons. Lineage: Eukaryota; Metazoa; Arthropoda; Insecta; Diptera; Tephritidae. Gene Ontology annotation, molecular function: olfactory receptor activity; odorant binding. Gene Ontology annotation, cellular component: plasma membrane. The record is from RefSeq and is a predicted model, not a curated record. Gene Ontology annotation, biological process: detection of chemical stimulus involved in sensory perception of smell; sensory perception of smell.